CUAGAAAAUACGAAUUACAUAGAUAAACAAAAGCUCUACAAUCAACCCCACUUCUUAUUACAUUUUGACAAACGGGGAAACAAACAUCUGAUUCUGACAUUUCAACAUCUGAUGCUGGUUGCCUAUUUUCUGGAAGAAGAAAACCCAGAAAACGUGAAGGUGGUAAAAAGUGAGGUUAUAAGUUUUAAGAAUAAACUACAGUACUAAUAAACGUUUCUAAAUGAACAUUUGUGAGAAUAAUCAUGAUUGCAAGAAGUAGGCAGUUGCUCAAGAUUAUCAGCACCACAGACCAUAUCAGAAAGCUUCAAUCAAAUAAUGUUCAGGUCUUCAGCGGGAAGUACAAUGUGGAAUUUUCUUUUUGUAGACAAUUUUCCCAUUCCGAUGAAGGUGGUCGUGAUGAGAGUGAGGUAGACAUAAAAGCAAUAACUAAUGGAGAUCCAGAACUUGAACACAAACUAAAAGUUAUUUUAUUAGAAGCAGAAGUUAUGAGACAAGAAGGAAAAUCUGUGCCUGAUAAUACAUACAUUUCGGAAUCACAUUGGAAAGAACUACUUUCUUUACCAUCACGAAGUGCUAGGAGAAGAAUGUAUGAAUACUUAUUUAAACUAUCCAAGAAAAAAGAAAACAGAAUUGCAAAGAAGUUGGAAAAGAAACAGCAAUUUGAAGAAUUUAAACAGCAGAGGACAAAUGAAGUUAAGGAUGUACCUAUUGAAGAGUUUGCUCAUACAUAUGACUUAAAACAUAAUAACAUGUUUUUAAGGAUCUAUGAGAGUACUAUAAAUAAUUUGUAUAAUAGCAAACUUAUACAAGCUAUUACUUAUGGACAAAAAGUAGUUGUAGACUGUGGAUAUGAUGAUAAUAUGACUAAGAGGGAAAACUUGAAUUGUGCUAAGCAGUUGAUGUAUAUGUUUGCUCAAAAUAGGGUGCAUAAAGAACCAUUUGAUCUGCAUUUCUGUAAUGUAAAUCGUGAAAGUGUUCUCAUACAGCAACUGUACAAGUACAUACCAACUAUGUAUGAAAAAUGGUUCCCUUUGAAUAUCCAUGAAUGUAGUUAUUUGGAUUUGUAUUCUAAGGAUCAGCUGGUAUAUCUAACCCCACACUGUAGAGAAGAAAUGCAUGAAUUUGAUCCAGAUGCUAUUUAUAUCAUUGGUGCCAUAGUGGAUAAGAUAAAUAACGAGCCAUUAUCUUUAGCGAAAGCCAAAAGGGAAGGUCUAAAAAUGGCAAAAUUGCCACUGGAUAAAUACUUACAGUGGGGAGGAGGAUCGGGGAAGAGCCUCACCCUAAAUCAAAUGGUUUCCAUACUCCUUGACAUCAAUCUCACUGGGGAUUGGAAUCAUGCAUUACAACACGUACCAAGGAGAAAAAUAGUUGAUUACAGUAUUGCACAAAAUAUUAGGAAGACAUCUGAUAAGUUGAAAUAUGACAGACCAAGGACGAAGUGGAUACCAUCAUCAAACGUUUCAUUCAAUAAUUUAUCUUACCAAAGAAAAAGCAUUACUAAAACAAUUGAAGGUGAAGAAAAGGACAGGAUUAACAUCAAACAAUUUCUAAAAGAUUCUGGUUAAUUGUUGUACUAUUUUUAUUAGAUUUUUUUGUUUACAUUAAAUAAAAUAAUAACUUAG
Acanthoscelides obtectus is the source of this 1622-nucleotide messenger RNA. Lineage: Eukaryota; Metazoa; Arthropoda; Insecta; Coleoptera; Chrysomelidae. The record is from the annotation of a GenBank genome assembly.